AUGGAUGCAAACAAAAACCAAUCCGACGUUGGGUCCGUGAAGGACGGUGUACGAAGAGUGUCCGAGAAGGACGGUGAACGAAGAGUGUCCGUGAAGGACGGAGAACCGAGUGGGUCCGCGAAGGACGUAGUACUAAAAGAGUGCGCGGUCAGAUUGACUCGCAGCAGGAGUACGUCGGUAAGCGGCGUCACAGGGACAGGACAAAGCGCUCCGGGGCCGGGACCUAGUGUCUCACAGUCCUUAAGCGCACACCCGGAUACGGAUUUCGACUCCGAGCUUACAGCUUCAUCUUUGUCGCUGUACUCGGAGCUCGAAGCGGCACUGAGCAGAGACGUGCCAAAACCUGGCCAGAGGAAGCGUAGGCGGGCAACGCCCGUAAACGCAAAGACGGACUCGGAUGACGGGUCAGAUGCGUCGUCGAAGAAACCGGCGGCGCGUCCGGCGUUCCGUCGUCCAUCACAGGAGGAGGAGUUGCGCCACGCAGAGGACUUGGGGAAGCAGGUCGAUGCUGAAGCGCACCAAAUUCUAGAGGCCAUACGCCGAUCAGGCAACCUUAAGGGGAGCGUGAUUAAAGAAAUAAAGGACGCCGUUGCCUCGAUUCGUCGGGCCUCGGACGUCCUAGUGAGCAGGUCUGCGACGGCGGAGUGUGCGCGCCUUAGGGCCGCCAACUCCCGCCUAGAGAAGGAGGUCUUUGACCUAAAAGAAAUGAUGGCGGGAUUCCGCGUUGAGUUCGCGCAGAUGGACAAGGAGAUUGCGGAACUCCGCGGACUUAAAAAGCGAGGGGUGACACCUGGGCCGGACCCGACGGAAGUUGGCCGGCUCAAGCAGGAGAACGCAGAAUUGGAGGCACAAUUGGACCGCUACGUCAAGGACAAUGUGGAGCUCAGGCAGAAGGUCUUGGCGGGUAACGUGGCGCUGAGGAAGGCACAGCGGAGUGCUUCCCAAAACUCAGCAGAGCCGACUCCGGCAGCCGCACCGCCAGCCCCGGAGAAGAUGGAGGUGACGUCAUGCGACCCACCGGUGCUCCCGACACCGAGUGACGACAUGGAGGGUCGCAUAGUGAGGCAAAUCGGGGAGAUGUUCAACGCCCGAUUUGCCAAACUAGAGGAGGCACUUCCCCAAAAAGGGAAUAAAAAGGAUAAAAAGAAGACGCCUCCCAAGCAGGACGUCCCAAGGACAGUGCAGCCGCCGCCCAAAACUCCAGCAGCUAGGGCCGCGGCAAACAAGAAAAAGGAGGCCACGGAUCAACCAGCUCCGGUCGCCAGCACGAGCGCUGGCCUCUCCCAGCAACCGUCGACAAGUACAGCAGAGGAGGGGUGGUCGACGGUCGUACGGCGGGGCAAGAAGGGCUCUGCGGCGACAAAAAGUCAGAAGGCGCCGGCCGCUCAGGCGGCCCCCAUACAGGCAACAAAGGAAUCGGCUAAGCCGAAAAAGAGAAGGCUACGUCCCCCCCGCUCCUCGGCGAUUGUACUAACAAUUCAGCCGGAAGCCGAAAAGGGGGGGCUGACAUACAGCUCGGUGCUCCGCGAGGCGAAAGAUAAGAUUUCCCUCGCGGAACUCGGGAUUACCGAGUUGAAAUUCAAGCCGGCCAUCACCGGAGCGCGCAUCCUUGAGGUGCCAGGCGACUCCGGUGAGAAAGCAGACUUGCUGGCCGACAAGCUGGCCUCCGUCUUGCCAGAAGGGUCCGUCCGGGUCUCCAGGCCGACAAAAUCGGCCGAAUUACGAAUCGGAGACCUGGACGACUCGGCCACAGUGGCUGAAGUUGUUGCCGCGGUCGCGCGGGAGGGGAAGUGCACGGUGGAAACCGUUAAGUCGGGGGAAAUCCGUCGCACUUCCUCAGGUGUGGGCACCUUAUGGGUGCGCUGCCCAGUGGCAGCUGCAAAGGCCCUCGUCGAUGCCGGCAGGGUCAAAAUUGGGUGGACGAUGGCGCGGGUGUUUUCCUUAGACCCGAGGCCACUGCGGUGCUACCGCUGCCUUCUCACGGGGCAUGUGGGACAGCGGUGCACUGCGAGAGAGGACUGCGGCGGCAUGUGCUUCCGCUGCGGACAGGCCGGUCACAAGGCCGCGUCGUGCGUCGCGCCGAAGCCGCAUUGUCGGUAUUGCGCGGCGGCUGGUCGUGAUGCCGACCACCGGAUAGGCAGCGGAAAGCAAUGCCGCGCUCCGAAGGCCCGUGCACCCGCGCCGGUCGGCGGAAGUGAAGGGGAGAGGAUGGACACGUAG
Achroia grisella is the source of this 2220-nucleotide messenger RNA. RefSeq lists its product as uncharacterized. The transcript has a single exon. The record is from RefSeq and is a predicted model, not a curated record. Gene Ontology annotation, molecular function: zinc ion binding; nucleic acid binding. Lineage: Eukaryota; Metazoa; Arthropoda; Insecta; Lepidoptera; Pyralidae. Bases 1 to 2220 code for a protein of 739 amino acids.